AGCUCUUCUUUGUAUUGGUUAGAAAAGCAUGGCUGGAUCCCUCGUAAACGUCAGUAACACCACUUUGGGGAGUGCGCGUUCUGCGGGUGACGCGCGCGACGAGCGCUUGGCUCGAGUGGAAAUCGCGCUUCUGUCCAUCAUCUUCAUCGCGGCAGGAAUCCUGAACGUCGGGCUCUUGUUGGUGCUGUGGAAGCGGAGGCAGCGACUCUCCCGGAUGCGCGUCUUCGUGUUCCACCUGUGCGUCGCCGAUUUGGUGGUCACACUUUUCCAAAUCUGUCCUCAGCUCAUGUGGGACAUAACCGACCGUUUCGUGGGUCCGGACGUCUUGUGUCGCGUGGUCAAGUACCUGCAGGUGGUCGGGAUGUUUGCCUCCAGUUACAUGGUCGUAGCGAUGACUAUAGACCGACAGCAAGCCGUCUGCCGCCCCAUGGUGGCGUUCCAGAGGCGCAGGGCGCGCUGGAACGGUCCGCUGUGCGCCGCCUGGUGCGUCUCGUUCCUCGGCAGCCUGCCGCAGAUCUUCAUCUUCUCUCGGGUGGAGGUCUCUCCCGGCGUGUACGACUGCUGGGCCCAGUUCAUUAAGCCGUGGGGACCGAGAGCCUACGUGACGUGGACGACUCUGGUGAUAUUCGUGGUGCCCGUCGUGGUGGUGAUCGUGUGCCAGGUGCGCAUCUGCCGCACCGUGCGCACUAACUUCCACGUGAAAAUGCGGCGCUCGGAGGAGGCGGCGGGUCAGCCGCCGUCCUCCUGGGCCAGCAGCGUGGCCGGGGUGUCCAAGGCGAGGGUGAAGACGGUGAAGAUGACAGUGGUCAUCGUGCUCGCCUACGUGGUCUGCUGGACGCCUUUCUUCACCGUGCAGAUGUGGUCCGUCUGGGACACCGAGGCGCCCACUCAGACUGCUACCUUUACCAUCUUGAUGCUGCUGGCCAGUCUGAACAGCUGUGCAAACCCCUGCAUUUACCUGCUGUUCAGCGGCAGGCUGACCCAGCUGCUGGUGGCCCUGAUGUGUGCGCGUCAGCUCGAUCGGAGGUCCGUCCAGGAGGAGGCCACCACGGUCAGCUCCAUUUACAUCAGCCCCAAGAGCCUGUCUGACUGUAGCGAAGGACUCCUUUGACGACCCCAAUCUCUCCAGAAACAUCUGCAUGAUCAUAUGCACGCAUAUUCUAUUACUCAGACGCUCUGUCCAAUGCAGUGCAACGGUUUGGUAUAAAAUGUACAACAUUCAUUGGAGGAUGAAUCCUACUGCCACAAGUUUGUGGAAAAGUAGACAAUUGGAUGUGAUUACAUGGAAUAUGUCUCGCGCUUUCUUUUCCCCCAGAGGAUAAUGUUUAUCCUCUAACCCCCACACCCCAAGAGCAUGAUCAGGUUCAGCUCUAGUUGGCCAAUGUUAGCACGCUAGCACAGACACAGGUAAUUAGCGUAAAAGUUACCUUGUAUAGCAUGUUGAAUUAACUAUUAGCACUCGUUUUAAAGCACCGGUUUUGCAGAGCUGCCAGAGCGGCUUUCAACACACAACAAUGUGAAUCAGGGUAUCUUUGCCUUCUAUUAAAGUUCUACCCAUUUCAUGAUUCUAUUAAGUCA
Pungitius pungitius (ninespine stickleback) is the source of this 1578-nucleotide messenger RNA. It is a transcript of the gene avpr2b.1, whose product is annotated as arginine vasopressin receptor 2b, tandem duplicate, 1. Lineage: Eukaryota; Metazoa; Chordata; Actinopteri; Perciformes; Gasterosteidae. Gene Ontology annotation, biological process: cellular response to hormone stimulus; positive regulation of vasoconstriction; regulation of systemic arterial blood pressure by vasopressin. The transcript is spliced from 2 exons. Gene Ontology annotation, cellular component: plasma membrane. Gene Ontology annotation, molecular function: peptide binding; vasopressin receptor activity. The record is from RefSeq and is a predicted model, not a curated record. Bases 29 to 1111 code for a protein of 360 amino acids.